AUCAUAGGAUUCAGGCAGAAUGACUCUUUAAUUUGACUGCCACAUAGAUAAAUACUAUUAUAGGUAGUGCACCCCGCGGGCGAACAAGGGGGUUUCCAUCCUCUUCUACGCAAUAGUUUUGCAAUCUCAAACCAAGGCCCUCUUUCCAUGCCCUGCAGACCCUCGGUGCACUCAACUUGGCUUCGGGAUACUCUUUCCCAGUCUCGCGCACUGGGCACCAUCUCGGGGAGGCUGUUAACUAGAAGAUGGUGAACACUGGGAACUCUGUGCUCGACUAGUGCGAAGCAGGGAGACAGAAACUUGAGAUUCAAACCGUGAACCUAUAAUUCGGGUGUUACCAAAUUAGGCAAAAUUUUUCUCGCUUUGACCAACUCGAGCGUGUACUCAAUAUGGCUCUAGACGGCAUAAUAAUCCUAGAUCAUUACGGACGUCCGAUUAUACAAUCUGGAUUUCGGUCCAGUACCACUGCAUAUUCAAUAUUGCAUAUCGACGCGGUGAACAACGCCUUACAAAAAGCUGAACGUUCAGCAGAUGUUGAUUCUGUCAUAUAUGUGCCGCCUUUGAAUACUGCCAACGGUUCGAGCGCGUGCUGCCACGUCGAAGUAGGAGAUUUGAGAUUCCUGUGUCCAGUCAGCGGUGACGUGGACCCGCUACUUGCGUUUGCCUUUCUACAAACUUUCAUCGACAUCCUGCGAGAAUACUUGGGAACUGUGUCCGCUGCUACUCUGAGGGAUAAUUUCGAUAUUGUGUACCAGCUGUUUGAAGAAACUCUGGAUUCCGGAGGUCAUCCCCUGACCACAUACUCCAACGCUUUGCGUGACAUUGUAAUUCCACCUUCCUUGUUAAACAAGUUACUCAGUGUUACUGGCACAAACUUCAACUCUACUAUCAACUCUGGAUUUGGAGCAGGUGCUGCAGUAGGACCAUUUUCCUCCCCACUACCUUGGCGGAAAACGGGUGUGCGAUACAACAACAAUGAAAUCUACUUCGACAUAAUUGAACAGCUCAAGGCCAUUGUAAACAAAAACGGUACUGUUGUGUCAAGCCAUGUCCAUGGCAAGAUUGAAGCUAACGCAAAACUUUCCGGGACACCCGACUGCUCUCUGAAUUUCACCAACCCUCAGGUGCUAGACGAUUGCGCUCUGCAUCCUUGUGUUCGUUUACAUCGUUGGAACCGUGAUAAGAUGCUAUCCUUUGUUCCUCCAGAUGGCCGUUUCACACUUAUGGAUUACACAUUCUCCUCGAAUCCUCUUCCCUCUCCGUCGCCUACCCAACAGUCUCUGACAUCUGUCAUGUCAUCAAGAAGUAACCUCACUAUUCCUUUCAUUAUCAAAGCUAUCGUCGAACUGGAAGAUUCUGGCGGUUCGUUCGACGUUACACUUACCUCACGUUACUCGACCCAUGCAUUGGAGAACAUAGUAGCAGAUAUUCAUUUGGGACCAGGCGCAGGUGGCAUACGUUGCAAUGUGUCGCGCGGAUCUGGAGGUGGCGGGUUUAUAAAUGCUGGUGGAAGUCGGAAUUUGGAUACUUCCGGAGCGUCAAGUGGUGCUUCAUGGUCUUUUGAUGCUCAAAGAACGGUCCUACGUUGGGAGAUACCGAUUGUAUCGCCGUCUAGCAGUUGGUCGUUGCAUGGAUCGUUUUCGACAGGAACUCGUGCUCCACGUCCCUCACAUGCAAUUCGCGUUCGCUUUGAUAUAUCAUCUCAUACAUACUCAGCAUUGAAAGUUGGUCAACUCAAGGUAACGAAUGCGAAGGAAAACUACAAGCCAUACAAAGGUGUCAGGGGUCGAUCUUCUGGUGAGGUCGAAUGGAGGUGGUAGAAUAUAAGGGAAUGAACGCGUUGUAUCUAUACAAGACUCAUUUGUGCAAUAUAGGACUUUUUCCUUUUUCCAGCCAUGGCCGCAAAUACUUCAAGCCCGAUAAAAA
This is a messenger RNA of Lentinula edodes (shiitake mushroom), 1926 nucleotides long. Its product is annotated as Mu homology domain-containing protein. The transcript is spliced from 9 exons. Gene Ontology annotation, cellular component: clathrin adaptor complex; cytoplasmic vesicle. Lineage: Eukaryota; Fungi; Basidiomycota; Agaricomycetes; Agaricales; Omphalotaceae. Gene Ontology annotation, biological process: intracellular protein transport; endocytosis. The record is from RefSeq and is a predicted model, not a curated record. The coding region runs from base 390 to 1820 and encodes 476 amino acids.